UGGGGAGAGCAGCUGCCGCUGAGGCACCAUGGCAGCCCUGGGGCUUUAUAGGCCAGGCAGUGCGCCGUGACUGUGGCCCUGAGGGCCCCUGUGCUAUCAGCUGUAGCCUGGGGUCAUAGGUCCGGGCUGAUAUAUAGCCGCAGGAGAUAAGUACGCAUCCUGUAUGUAAAGCAGCCGCAUCUGACACAGACUCCAUGGAGCCGCAGGCGGACCCUGACAUUUUGCUGCAGAGGAAGCGGAAACUGACAAAUGUUGCAAUAGGAUUCAUCUUUCUGCUGAGUGGCAUUGAAUAUGCUGUGAUCCUACCCACUGUCUGGAUGUUCCUGCAGUCACUCGAUGCUCAGCCAUUCUUUCUAGGUCUUGUUCUAUCUGCAUUUAGCCUUACAGAACUCUUGUCUGGCCCCAUGUUUGGUUAUUGGUCAGACCGUCACAGGAAAAACUAAAACGUCAUCCUAUUGAGCAACUGCUUUGAGAUUGCAGGUAAGAUUAUGUACUUUGUGGAAAUCUCUAAGUGGUUUCUUCUGGGCAGUCGUCUAGUAGCAGGUGUUGGUGCAGGAGCUGGUGCUUCAAUAUUUGGGUAUUUGACCAGAUGUUCUAUCCAGGAUCGUAUACCAGUGUUUGCAAUGGCCAUGGCAUGUCGUCAGGCAGGGCUUUUAAUAGGGCCGGCAUUUAAUGUCUUCCUAAGAUAUUGCACCUUUCAGAUUGGACCAUUCCAUGUGGACAAGUUCUCCGCUCCUGGUAUCUUCAUGUGUGCUCUUUGGGCACUGAUGCAGUUUGUGGUGAUUUUUAUGUUUUAUGAUCUUCCACCAAAUCCUUCACCACAGCAUGAGCGGGAACCCCUCUUGAAGCAGACAGACAUUCAGAGUCCCUUAUAUGGAGCUAUCAACUGUGUUCAUGACCCAUCAUCCAACCAGGAGGAUUUUUCCAGCAUGGAGAAUUCAAGCCCUCCUUCAACUCUUCCAAUAACAAAUAAUCAUAUUCUUUCUCAAAGUGCUGAGUUAAAUGAAACCACUAAGAAACCAAUCAUAGGGUUGGUAAGGGAGGAGGUUGUGGUGCUUCUGGCUGCUCAGUUUGUGACGUUCUUUAAUCAGACAGCACUGGAGACUUUAGUGACGCCUCUAGCUCAAACAUAUCUUGGCUUUGAGGAUCUGCAGAACUCGCUGAUUUACUUUCUCUGUGGGAUUGAGAUGUUGAUUGGUUUCCUUGUGGUGCGUAUCCUUAGCCGCUGCUGUUCAGAUCGCAUCCUCCUGGUAUUUGGACUUUGUAUCUGUAAUAUAUCCUGCAUUUGGUGUCUCCUGUUCUUGGCAAAACCCAAAGGAACGUAUGGUUUUCUUCUGGCAGAGUUUGUGAUUGGCGUUUUUCUACAAGUUCUUGGACUGCCAUUUGUAUCAGUGUCACAGGUGUCUUUAUUUUCAAAAGUAACUGCUGAAAAAACUCAAGGGUUCAAUCAUGGACUACGAAGAUCGGUUGGUGGUGUGGCCACAAUCCUGGGACCUUUGUGGGCAGCAGGUUUAACACAAAAUCUGUAUAUUAUGCUGGGAACUAUGAUGGGGCUGCUUCUUCUAAUCAGUGUAAUGGUCAUUGUGUCGUACAAGUACCUAGUAGAACCUCCUGCAUCAGAGGACCAAUCUUCAUGAAGAAUAGCCUGUUCCUUGGACUGUUUAGCAUUGCACCUACUGUAAAGUCAAUUUUGGCUAGGCUUCCAUGUGAGCCAUAAGUCUUUCAAAUUCUGUUCGGUAAUAAUAUUUUACUGGGUUUUUUUCAUAUG
Molecule: messenger RNA, 1768 nt
Organism: Bufo bufo (common toad)
Lineage: Eukaryota; Metazoa; Chordata; Amphibia; Anura; Bufonidae
Product: major facilitator superfamily domain-containing protein 8-like
Biological process (GO): transmembrane transport
Molecular function (GO): transmembrane transporter activity
Source: RefSeq, a predicted model, not a curated record